AUGUACAACCACCCUAUCCUCUGCUCCAAUCUACAAGGCAGGAUCUGUCGGCGCGCAGCUCCAGUCAACGAGACUCUAGGGAUCAACUAUAUAAUGAAGAUUUCUUUCCCGAUCAUGGCUCUUGUUUUCGUCUCAACUACUCGGGUAUAUGGCUCUAGCGGUCAUGCCAAAGGCCGAUUUCCCCAGAACGUAUCAACGACAAAGCCGGUCGAGUCUGCCGAGCUAGGUAAUGAGCGUGCUUUUGGCAAUGGUCAAGUAGCCUAUGAGGAGGACAAUGCUGUUUCUGUUGACCUGGCCAUGGCAAUGACUGUCCAUGAUACAAAUGGGUCUCGCAUGACUAUCGAGCGUAGCGACCCGCAUCUUGCAGACAGCUGGAGGGCGUCCGCGCACGAUGCAUGCAGGUUCAAUUGUCGUCUGCCAGAACUAGCCUAG
Messenger RNA from Cordyceps militaris CM01, 432 nucleotides. RefSeq lists its product as uncharacterized. The record is from RefSeq and is a predicted model, not a curated record. Bases 1 to 432 code for a protein of 143 amino acids. NCBI's taxonomy places the organism in Eukaryota, Fungi, Ascomycota, Sordariomycetes, Hypocreales, Cordycipitaceae. The transcript is spliced from 4 exons.